Leptonychotes weddellii (Weddell seal) is the source of this 3453-nucleotide messenger RNA. The record is from RefSeq and is a predicted model, not a curated record. NCBI's taxonomy places the organism in Eukaryota, Metazoa, Chordata, Mammalia, Carnivora, Phocidae.
AUGCCUGAGGUAGAAACCCCAAGGGAGGAGCCUGGGCUGGUCCAGCAGCAGGUUCUGGAGCACCUCAGCAGUCUCUCCAGAGAAGUGAACCUGGACUAUGAGCGCAGCAUGAACAAAAUCAACUUUGACCAGAUUGUCUCAUCCAAGCCUGACACGUUCUCCUAUGUAACCCUGCCUGAGAAGGAAGAGGAGAAGGUGCCCAGGCAAGGGCUGGUGAGUGUCCCCGAGUACCCUUUCCGGGAGCAGAAGGAAGACUUCACCUUUGUGUCCCUGCUUACACGGCCAGAGGUCAUCACGGCCCUCAGCAAGGUGCGGGCUGAGUGCAACAAGGUGACCGCUAUGUCCCUGUUCCACUCAAACCUCUCCAAGUACAGCCGCCUGGAAGAGUUCGAGCAGAUUCAGUCCCAGACCUUCUCGCAGGUGCAGAUGUUCCUAAAGGACAGCUGGAUCAGCACGCUCAAGGUGGCCAUGCGGAGCAGCCUGCGUGACAUGAGCAAGGGCUGGUACAAUCUCUAUGAAACCAACUGGGAGGUAUACCUCAUGUCAAAGCUGCGCAAGCUGAUGGAGCUGCUCAAGUACAUGCUGCAGGACACACUGCGCUUCCUGGUGCAGGACUCGCUGGCCAGCUUCUCGCAGUUCAUCAGCGAUGCUUGCUGCGGUGUGCUGGACUGCCCUGAUGACAUGGUCUGGGGCGAGGACCUCAUCAACAGCCCCUACAGGCCCCGGAAAAAUCCCCUCUUCAUUGUGGACCUGGUGCUGGAUAGCUCGGGGGUGCACUACAGCACGCCACUGGAGCAUUUCGAGACAUCUCUGCUCAACCUCUUCGACAAGGGCAUCCUGGCCACGCACGCGGUGCCCCAACUGGAGAAGCUGGUGAUGGAGGACAUCUUUAUCAGCGGCGACCCCCUGCUGGAGUCCGUGGGGCUCCACGAGCCAUUGGUGGAGGAGCUGCGGACCGUCAUUGCCAAUGCUGUGCGCAAGGCCAUGAUCCCACUGCAGGCUUACGCCAGGGAAUACCAAAAGUAUUUGGAGCUGAAUAACAAUGACAUUGCCACCUUCCUCAAAGCCUACCAGACGCACUGCCCGUCAUCCUCGGAAGUACGGGAGGUGGUGCUCACCCACCUGCAGGAAAAAGAGAUUCUGGACAGCUCGCUGCCCAGCAGUAUCAUUAUUGGGCCCUUCUACAUAAACGCCGACAAUGUCAAGCAGAGCCUGUCCAAGAAGCACAAGGCCCUGGCCACUUGCAUGCUCGACAUCCUGGCCAAACACCUGCACAAGGAGGUGGACAAUAUCUGUGAGGAGUUUCGCAGCAUCAGCCGCAAGAUCUAUGAGAAGCCCAACAGCAUCGAGGAGCUGGCUGAACUUCGCGAGUGGAUGAAGGCCAUCCCUGAGAAGCUGGUGGGGCUAGAGGAGAGGAUUGUGAAGGUCAUGGAUGACUACCAGGUCAUGGAUGAAUUCCUUUACAACCUCAGCACAGAGGACUUCAACGACAAGUGGGCUGCCAGCAACUGGCCUUCUAAGAUCCUUGGGCAGAUAGAGAUGGUACGGCAGCAGCACAUAGAAGAUGAGGAGAAGUUCCACAAAAUCCAGAUCAUGGAUCAGAACAAUUUCCAGGAGAAACUGGAGGGGCUGCAGCUGGUGGUAGCUGGCUUCUCCACCCAUGUGGAGAUUGUGCGAGCGCACGAGAUCGCCAAUGAGGCGCGGCGGGUCAAGAAGCAGCUGAAGGACUGCCAGCAGCUGGCCAUGCUGUAUAAUAACCGCGAGCGCAUCUUCGGCUUGCCCAUCACCAAUUACGACAAGCUCUCCAGGAUGGUGAAGGAGUUCCAGCCCUACCUAGACCUCUGGACCACGGCCUCCGACUGGCUGCGUUGGUCUGAGAGUUGGAUGAAUGACCCCCUGUCGGCCAUUGAUGCCGAGCAGCUGGAGAAGAAUGUCAUUGAGUCCUUCAAGACCAUGCACAAGUGUGUGAAGCAGUUCAAGGACAUACCAGCCUGCCAGGACGUGGCCUUAGACAUCAGGGCCCGCAUCGAGGAGUUCAAGCCCUACAUCCCGCUGAUCCAGGGGCUGCGCAACCCUGGCAUGCGGAACCGGCACUGGGAGGUGCUGUCCAACGAGAUCAACAUUAAUGUCAGGCCCAAGGCCAACCUGACCUUCGCUCGCUGCCUCGAGAUGAACCUGCAGGACCACAUUGAGAGCAUCAGCAAGGUGGCCGAGGUGGCUGGAAAAGAGUAUUCCAUUGAGCAGGUGGGUGGCCACCAGGAAGCCCACCUAGCCCCAGGGCCUAGGAGGAGGACACUACUGGGCCCCACCCCUGGGGCACUGGACAAGAUGGAGAAGGAGUGGUCAGCCAUCCUGUUCAACGUGCUGCCAUACAAGGAGACAGACACCUAUAUCCUCAAGAGCCCGGACGAGGCCUCACAGCUGCUUGACGACCACAUUGUCAUGACCCAGAGCAUGUCCUUCUCGCCCUACAAGAAGCCCUUCGAGCAGCGCAUCAACUCCUGGGAGAGCAAGUUGAAGCUGACCCAGGAGGUGCUGGAGGAGUGGCUGAACUGUCAACGGGCCUGGCUCUACUUGGAGCCCAUCUUCAGCUCUGAGGACAUCAAUCGGCAGUUGCCCGUGGAGAGCAAGCGCUACCAGACAAUGGAGCGGAUCUGGAGGAAGAUCAUGAAGAAUGCCUAUGAGAACCGUGAGUUUGACCAUGCUCGCUUCCACUCUCUGGCCUGGGCCAUGCAGGUAAUCAAUGUGUGCUCUGACCAGAGGCUGCUGGACAGCCUGCGGGACUGCAACAAGCUGCUGGACAUGGUGCAGAAGGGCCUCAGCGAGUACUUGGAGACCAAGCGGGGUGCCUUCCCCAGAUUCUACUUCCUGUCAGAUGACGAACUACUCGAGAUUCUGUCCCAGACAAAGGACCCCACAGCCGUUCAGCCCCACCUGCGCAAGUGCUUCGAGAACAUCGCCCAGCUGCAAUUCCAGGAGGACCUGGAGAUCACACACAUGUACUCGGCGGAGGGUGAAGAGGUGCAGCUGUCCUUCUCCAUCUACCCGUCCAGCAACGUGGAGGACUGGCUGCGGGAGGUGGAGCGCAGCAUGAAGGCCAGCGUGCGGGACAUCAUCGAGAGAGCCAUCAAGGCCUACCCCACGAUGCCCAGGACCCAGUGGGUUCUAAAGUGGCCUGGCCAGGUGACCAUCGCCGGGUGCCAGACCUACUGGACCAUGGAGGUGGCAGAGGCUCUGGGGGCCAGUAACCUCAGUAACCAGCUGUUCCCCCAGCUGGCCCGGCAGCUCAGUGACCUGGUGGCCCUGGUGCGAGGGAAGCUGUCCCGCAUGCAACGGGCCGUGUUGUCAGCUCUAAUUGUCAUUGAGGUCCAUGCCAAGGAUGUGGUGAGCAAGCUGAUCCGGGAGAACAUAGUCAGCGUGAACGACUUUGAGUGGAUCUCGCAGCUGAGGUGA